UGCAGCUAUGCAAAUGCAGCAUAAUUUUUUUGUCCUUCAUUUUGUGAUCCUUCUAUGUUUAUAUCUCAGUAUCCACCAGUCUCUUGGAAUAGAUAUGAUCUCCGUAAAUCACUCCAUUUUUGGAAACCAAACUAUAAUCUCUUAAGGUGAAAACUUUGAGCUAGGAUGUUGAAAAAAUAUUAUCUUGGUAUAUGGUACAGGAACGUAAUUCCACAAACCGUAGUUUGGGUAGCAAACAGGGAGAAGCCACUUUCGUCUACUCAUAUGAUGUCCGCCGAUCGAGUUGACAGUUUUAGAUGGCAAUUUAGUGCUUAUUACUGAAUCCAAAAGCUUGUUUUGGUCCACAAAUUUCACCUCCACCAGCUCAAGUACUCUAGUAGCAACUCUUUCUGAUGAUGCUAAUUUGAUUUUUAGUGAUGGAUUAAACUCAACUCCUCCACUUUGGCAAAGCUUUGAUCACCUGACUGAUACAUGGUUGCCAAAUGCUAAAACGAAAUAUGACAAGCGUUCUAAUACUACAAAAAAAAAAAAUUAUUUCUUGGAAGAAUUCAGAGGAUCAGAGCAAUAGGCAGUUCCUCUUAAAGUGGAAUAGGACUGAAUUGUACUCAGCUACUGGACCUUGGAACGGGCGUUAUUUCAGUUUGAUGCCUGAAAUGAGUUUGAAUUCUCAGAGAUACAAUUUUAGUUAUGUUGAUAAUGAAAAUGAGAGCUAUUUUAUGUAUUCUGUAAGCAAUUCUCACAAAAUUAGAUUAACGCUAGAUGUCUCGGGGCAAAUCAGGCAUCUGAUUUGGGUGGAAAAUUUGAUGGAAUGGCAACUUUUUACAACUCAACCAAGACAACCUUGCGAGGUUUAUGCUAGUUGUGGUGCCUUUAGCAUUUGCAAUAAGGAGUCCGCGUCCUUUUGUAAUUGCUUGACCGGUUUCACACCUAGAUCUGAUGCAGAAUGGGACUUGAAUGAUCAUUCCGGUGGUUGUGUAAGGAGGUUAACCUUGCAGUGUGGUGCUGGUAAAACGAAGGGCGGUUUUUUGAGUAAUUCCAUGGUGACAUUACCUGAACAUUCUCAAACUGUUACGGCUUCUAGUGCUGAGGAAUGCCAUUCUAUUUGCUUGAAUGAUUGUUCCUGUAAUGCCUAUGCUUAUGAUACCAGUGUGUGUUCAAUUUGGAACGGUGAAUUGUGGAAACUCUCACCAGAAGAUGGGGGUGGAAGUGUAAUCUAUACCAGACUUAACGCCUUGGAUCAAGCACUCUGGUGAAGGUAAGUCAGGAAUUGUAUGCAAAUUGAAUAUUCUUCGAAUAAAUCUCAAGUUUCCUCUUUUAUGUCAUCAGCUGCGAAAUCAGGCCAAUUGGCCAUGAAGCUUAAAGUUAUCAUUUCUGCUGUGGUAGUCCUUGCAGUUGUAGCUUUAUGCAGCUUUAGUUACAUAUAUUAUAGGAGAAAGAUGGCAAAGAGAAAAGCAAACCAACAAAGCACAGAAGGGAAUCCAGUGCCACAUUGGACAGAAAGAGAAGCACAAAACUUUAUUUACGAAAAUGAUAAGCAAGAUAUCGCUGUUCCAUUCUUUCAUUUGGAAAAAAUUAUUAGCAGCCAUAGAUAAUUUCUCAGAUGCACAUAAGCUUGGACAAGGAGGAUUUGGUCCUGUUUAUAAGGUUAGAGUU
Nicotiana attenuata is the source of this 1653-nucleotide messenger RNA. RefSeq names its product G-type lectin S-receptor-like serine/threonine-protein kinase At2g19130. Bases 483 to 1253 code for a protein of 256 amino acids. Gene Ontology annotation, biological process: recognition of pollen. The transcript has 2 exons. Lineage: Eukaryota; Viridiplantae; Streptophyta; Magnoliopsida; Solanales; Solanaceae. The record is from RefSeq and is a predicted model, not a curated record.